Corythoichthys intestinalis (scribbled pipefish) is the source of this 2670-nucleotide messenger RNA. It is a transcript of the gene ginm1, whose product is annotated as glycoprotein integral membrane 1. The transcript has 8 exons. NCBI's taxonomy places the organism in Eukaryota, Metazoa, Chordata, Actinopteri, Syngnathiformes, Syngnathidae. The record is from RefSeq and is a predicted model, not a curated record. The coding region runs from base 27 to 1070 and encodes 347 amino acids.
GUACUUCCGAGGUCUUCCGAGUUAAAAUGGCAGGGCAGGCAAUGUUUGUUAUAUUUUUAUUUUUAUUCCAAUUAAAAGAUAUUGUAUCAGCACAGGAUAAGGAAAACCUCCUGAUCAACGUGACAGCAAGGGUACUGGAAGAUAAUCAAGAGUCUAACUUGCAGAUUCAUUUUAAUUUUUCAGUUGUAGGUCGAAACAACAUAUUGUUAAACGAUGUUCCUGUGGCGUAUUCGGGGGUGACCCGAGUCAACUGUCAAGCCCUUCUCCUAAAUAGCACAAAUGGAAGUAGUGUGUUUGAAGGCGGAGACCUGGUAUCUACUGUCACUCGGGUUAUGGUGACAGAUUCGCGACUGCAUGAUGAUUAUGAAGAGGUGGUGACUCUGUACGUGUUUAGUGAAGUCAUCGAGUUGGAGGGCAAACAGGUUCAGCAGCCUGAUAUGAGUGGGGUGAAAAUACUGUUGAUUGAUGAUUUUGUUAAACAAUCUGAGUAUACCAACAUUUACCCAAUGACACACAGUGAGAUUGUCAAGGUUUCCCAAGAAAAUAAUGUGGUUUUCACAGAUCCAACAAACUAUAAAAGAGAGCAAAUGAUGCUACAGACGACCAGUCAGUACCCUCUGAAAAACUUGGAGACGACACAAGAAGAGAUCGCCCCUGCAGGAAAACUUCCAGAGACACCACUUCGCAUGGAUCCUGAUCUCUUGACUGAUAUAUUGUACAAACCAAACGCAGUUGAAGCGAAAAGUCAAGAAGAUAUGAUUCCAAUUAAGAGUACACCCAAAGAAUUCCUCUCAUACUCGGCCAUGUGUCGCUGGGCGGAAGAUUUUAGGGAGCGACUAAGAUAUUUCUUCUCCGAGUCAAUUCCAACCUUCUUCCUGAUUAUGUGUGUGGUCGUCGUCGGUGUUGUCGGAUCCGGGCUCAUUGUCAAGAUGUUGGAAUUCGUCUUCCCAUUUUUUGAACACAAGCCCGUUUGUCAGCUUACCUCAGUCACACUGUUGACGGAAGACGAGAAGCACCCUCUUGUGGAGAACAGAGAAUUAGAAGAAGAGGAAGUGAUGGCACUUAAUUAAGACUAAAUUGGCUGGGUACUUUCCUGUCAGUUUUUCUUACUGUCCCUCUUGUUGUGUGACCAGAAGUUAUUUGGUCUGGUUUGGUUGCUGUUACUUUUGAUGGUUUUGUCUUUAUGGCAUGAAAGUUUCUGACAACUAAUGUGAUGGGCUGCUUUCAAACAAAUAUGAAGCAAGUAAGGAUCUUUACACAAGAGAAGCAUUAAGACGAUGAGCCUAUCAUUAACCAACCACACGACAAUUACCUUACUUAAGCUACACCACAGUAUUUUAACAAUUGAAGCAGUUUUUUCCUAGCCUGGCACGCCAGAAUGAUUGUUCCGUAUAUCCCUUACGCAUAUAUUGCACAGAUCAAUCUGGGAGAUAUCUAAUUGAGCCCUAUUUCAAAGGAACUUUUAAAAAAUAUAUAGCUGCUGAUUGGAAGAUGGUUGUUGUCGUACACUGAUCGCCGACUAAUCUACGUAAACCACAGUAUGACAACGUAUUGGUUUACGGAAGAGCAAAAACAUUGUUUCCUGUCAAAAGAAAACUUGUCUUGAUGUUCUUUGCUCUUCUUUUAAGUAGCAAAUUAAGUGUAUUUCCAACCAAACUUCAGAAAUUGACCUAUCUACAAGAACUGCUUUGCACUCCGCUAUUGUAUACAACAAAGUUGCUUCCUGGUCACGUCCGCAGCUUCUGCCUCUUUCUCCCGAUCGGCUUGGUCAUCAGAUAGCCAUGAAGUGGUUAGACACUUGAAGUUGUCAAGACAGUACUGUAUGAUGAAUCAAUGAAUCAGGCUUGUAAGGUAGAUGUCUUCCCAUACAUCUGCAAACAACAUCUACUGCUGUAUGCUAUACGAUUUGCGAUACAAGGCUCACGAUAACGACGAGCUCACGAUAUGGCGAUACAGUUAUCAAUACGCGGGUCAGGAAUUUCUAGGGUAUUCUACAAAACAAUAAAUAAACAGAAAAACAAGCUAUUUCCUGAUCCCUCUACUGUGAAUUCGAAUAAGUUUAUCACAAGUAGAUGCCCAAUCCGUUUGAACUGGGAGGGUUAGCAGCGAAUUCGUUCAUAUUGGACGUCUAUGCCCAUCAGUGGAAGCCAGUGCCAGGCAAUAUGUUAAUUUUUGGGCAUUUCACGUCAUUUUCUGUUGAUUUUCGUUCACUUCCUUUUCCUUUUGGGGCAUUUAUGAGUCACUUCCUGUUGAUUUCGUGGCAUUCAAGGAUCACUUGCUUUUGAUUUCGGGUUACUGAAAAGGAGAAGGACUCAAAAAUGUCCCCAAUGAAUACGAAGUGACUCAAAAUUAGAGGUCGACCGAUAUGUCGGCCCGAUAAAUGGACUUUUUUUCCAACAUCGGCCGAUUAAAAAAAAAAAAAAAAAAAGAAGCCGAUAAAAAAGGAUUCUGAUCAGGCAUCUGUGUGGUCAGCUGUGGCCGCCGCUGACUGAUGGUAGGACUCCGGAAGGACCUCGCAUCAGCUUGAAGGCAGGCUGCUACAGGAAGCUUCAGGCUUUCCUGUUUUUUAUACAGUGCCUUGCAAAAGUAUUCGGCCCCCUUGAACCUUGCAACCUUUCGCCACAUUUCAGGCUUCAAACAUAAAGAUAUAAAAUUUUAAUUUUUUGUCAA